This is a messenger RNA of Xiphias gladius (swordfish), 2034 nucleotides long. RefSeq names its product isocitrate dehydrogenase [NADP], mitochondrial-like. Lineage: Eukaryota; Metazoa; Chordata; Actinopteri; Istiophoriformes; Xiphiidae. Gene Ontology annotation, cellular component: mitochondrion. The coding region runs from base 243 to 1607 and encodes 454 amino acids. Gene Ontology annotation, molecular function: isocitrate dehydrogenase (NADP+) activity; NAD binding; magnesium ion binding. The record is from RefSeq and is a predicted model, not a curated record. Gene Ontology annotation, biological process: isocitrate metabolic process. The transcript has 11 exons.
CUUUAACUCUCCGCAGGCUACCCAACGAGCAGACUCCAUCCCGAUUGGCCCGCGGCCGGCUUCACUGGCCAAUCAGAGGGCAGCCUGCUGGUCCUCGGGAGCUGACGUGGGUGGCGUUCAUUAGUGCCUGGGUGCUGCGUCAACAGUUUACCGGGCCCUGCCGGCCUUUGGUCCGGUAACACGAAAAGAGGGGGUGUCAGGCGCAGCGGCCGCGUCCGUCACUGUAUCGAUCCCCAGUGAACAUGGCGGGGUACCUCAAGGCUCUGACGACCGCGUCGAGGCGUGCAGCCGCUGCUGCGCUGCCGCCGAACCCCGCAGCGCUCGCACCGGCCGCCGCCUGCCACCUCGGACCGCAACAGAGGAACUAUGCAACAAAGCGCAUCAAGGUGGACCAGCCGGUGGUGGAGAUGGACGGAGAUGAGAUGACUCGCAUCAUUUGGGAGUUCAUCAAAGAGAAGCUCAUCCUGCCCAACGUGGACGUUGAGCUGAAGUACUUUGACCUGGGUCUGCCCUACCGAGACCAGACUAAUGACCAGGUCACCAUUGACUCCGCUCUGGCGACUAAGAAAUACAAUGUGGCUGUCAAGUGUGCCACCAUCACCCCUGAUGAGGCCAGAGUUGAGGAGUUUAAGCUAAAGAAGAUGUGGAAGAGUCCUAAUGGAACCAUCAGGAACAUCUUGGGCGGCACAGUUUUCCGUGAGCCAAUCCUCUGUAAAAACAUUCCACGUCUUAUUCCAGGUUGGACACAACCCAUAACAAUCGGCAGACAUGCUUUUGGCGAUCAGUACAGGGCCACAGACUUUGUUGUCGACCAGCCUGGCAAGUUUAAGAUAGUGUUUUCCCCAGCUGAUGGAGGCCAGCAGCAGGAGUGGGAGGUGUAUGACUUUCCCGCCGGGGGCUGUGGGAUGGGAAUGUACAACACUGAUGAGUCCAUCAGUGGAUUUGCUCACAGCUGCUUCCAGUAUGCCAUCCAGAAGAGGUGGCCUCUGUACAUGAGCACCAAAAACACCAUCCUCAAGGCCUACGACGGGCGCUUCAAGGACAUCUUCCAGGACAUCUUUGAGAAGAAGUACAAGUCGGAGUUUGACAAGCUGAAGAUCUGGUAUGAACACCGUCUCAUUGAUGACAUGGUGGCCCAGGUUCUGAAGUCCUCUGGGGGAUUUGUUUGGGCCUGCAAGAAUUACGAUGGAGAUGUGCAGUCAGACAUUCUGGCUCAGGGCUUUGGGUCUCUUGGUCUCAUGACAUCAGUACUGGUGUGUCCUGACGGUAAGACUAUCGAGGCCGAGGCUGCCCACGGCACCGUCACCAGGCACUACCGUGAGCACCAGAGGGGAAGACCAACCAGUACCAACCCCAUUGCCAGUAUCUUUGCUUGGACCAGGGGACUGGAGCACAGAGGCAAACUGGAUGGAAAUCCUGACUUGAUAAAGUUCUCCCAGACGUUAGAAAAAGUCUGCGUGGAAACUGUGGAAAGCAGUGUGAUGACCAAGGACCUUGCAGGCUGCAUCCACGGCUUGGCCAACUGCAAGCUGAAUGAACAUUAUGUCAACACAGCAGACUUCCUGGACGCUAUCAAGACCAAUCUGGACAAAGCUCUGGGCAAAUGAGGAAACAGUCAGAAGACACACUUGCCAAUGUAGAGAGACAAACCCUGUCUAGAUUUUUAGCUCGUUUUUACCUGUCGUUUGUAUGAACCUUUGUAUCCAAUUUUGAAGGAACCAAGUUUGCUAUUUUCUGUGGCUUUUUUGUAUUUGUAUACCUCCCUGACACAUUACUGUUCCUCUGCCUUUCCUAUUGCCAACAGCCCAUAUUUUAUUGCACAAAUUGAAUGAUUGUACUGUAUGAAUUAAUAUUAAUGUUAAUGUUAACUUAUAAUGGCCAUUUAAGUCUUUUCAGAUUUAAUUAGAAGGCAUUUUCAGGGAACAGUAUGUACAAAUUAGGAAAAUAAUACCAUGUUUUGCACUGUCAACAUGAAUACAAAAAAGAAAUAGUGACUGCUAAUCUCUCAGUAACAAGCAGUGUCCGUCGACCAGU